Molecule: messenger RNA, 1604 nt
Organism: Drosophila willistoni
Lineage: Eukaryota; Metazoa; Arthropoda; Insecta; Diptera; Drosophilidae
Gene: Tango4
Product: pleiotropic regulator 1
Exons: 2
Coding region: 111-1532 (473 amino acids)
Biological process (GO): mRNA splicing, via spliceosome
Cellular component (GO): catalytic step 2 spliceosome; Prp19 complex; precatalytic spliceosome
Molecular function (GO): protein binding
Source: RefSeq, a predicted model, not a curated record
ACAAUUUGAAGCGAAUGCGUUUAUCGAAAACUCGCGUAAAUAAACCAAAACGUUUUGGUUUUUUAAGUUAACAAAAUUUACCUAAAUUGAAUGCCAACAAAUAUUUAAAAAUGGAAGAUGUACAAAAGCAUAGCGUGCAUACGCUUAUCUUUCGCUCUCUUAAACGUACACAUGAUUUGUUUGUCUCAAAUCAGGGAAAUUUACCAGAAAUCGACGACCGGCUGGAAAAGCUGCGACGUGCUAUAAAGGCCCGAGAUAGCUAUGGUUUUGUAUCAGAUUUGCCUGGGCGAAGCAAGGAAGACAGAAAACCCGCUGCAGACACGGACAAGCCAUUAGCCAUUACUGAUGGUAGUGAAACAAACGGACGAGGUGAACGAGGCAAUGCUGAGCUAAGAGAUAAAGCAAUUGCAAUACCAACAAAUCUUUCCAAUCCAUCCUCAACUCAAUCCACAUCGUUAGUGCGUUCUUCGUUGCCCAAUAAUGGUGGGACAGGUGGGGGUGGUACUAAUCUACCAUUGAUACCCAAAAAGGCGCCAACUAUACCCAAGCCCAAAUGGCAUGCACCGUGGAAGCUCUCCCGCGUUAUAUCCGGUCAUUUGGGUUGGGUACGUUGCAUUGCCGUGGAGCCGGGCAACGAAUGGUUUGCCACUGGUGCCGGAGAUCGAGUAAUUAAAAUCUGGGACCUGGCCAGCGGCAAACUGAAGCUUUCGCUUACCGGUCACGUCAGCACCGUACGGGGUGUCGCCGUAAGUGCCAAACAUCCGUAUCUCUUCAGUUGUGGCGAAGAUCGACAAGUCAAGUGUUGGGAUCUAGAGUACAAUAAGGUUAUUCGACAUUAUCACGGUCAUCUGUCGGCUGUAUACUCGCUGGCCCUACAUCCCACCAUCGAUGUUUUGGCCACAUCGGGGCGAGACUCAACGGCUCGUAUUUGGGACAUGCGGACAAAGGCCAAUGUGCAUACACUGACGGGACACACCAAUACAGUGGCCAGUGUGGUGGCCCAGUCCACGAACCCGCAAAUUAUAACUGGCUCUCAUGACUCUACAGUACGACUAUGGGAUUUAGCUGCCGGUAAAAGCGUUUGCACACUGACCAAUCACAAAAAAUCAGUGCGUAGCAUCGUCCUCCAUCCCACGCUCUAUAUGUUUGCUUCCGCCUCACCGGAUAACAUAAAGCAAUGGCGUUGUCCCGAAGGCAACUUUGUGCAAAAUAUUUCUGGCCACACGGCAAUCGUCAAUUGCAUGGCGGCGAAUAGUGAAGGUGUCCUAGUAUCUGGCGGUGACAACGGCACCAUGUUCUUCUGGGAUUGGCGCACCGGGUAUAACUUCCAACGCUUUCAAGCUCCCGUUCAGCCAGGUUCUAUGGAUAGCGAGGCGGGCAUCUUUGCCAUGUGUUUUGAUCAAUCGGGCACAAGGCUGAUCACUGCCGAAGCGGAUAAGACUAUUAAAGUGUACAAAGAGGACUACGAGGCCAGCGAAGAAACGCAUCCAGUAAAUUGGCGGCCGGAACUUCUCAAACGUCGCAAAUUCUAGAUGAUAAAUGUUUUACUAAGAACACAACAACUAAAAUACGAAAAAUAAAAACAAAUUUCAACAAUUAGAAAU